Molecule: messenger RNA, 3161 nt
Organism: Galendromus occidentalis (western predatory mite)
Lineage: Eukaryota; Metazoa; Arthropoda; Arachnida; Mesostigmata; Phytoseiidae
Gene: Sec15
Product: exocyst complex component Sec15
Exons: 12
Coding region: 288-2711 (807 amino acids)
Biological process (GO): intracellular protein transport; exocytosis; Golgi to plasma membrane transport
Cellular component (GO): exocyst; membrane
Source: RefSeq, a predicted model, not a curated record
CUUUUGGAACGGGAUCCUCGUAGGAUCACAUAAGAUCCCCGGACCGUAUCUUUCAAUAUACUUUCUUCCCCCGGGGGAACGACUUACUUCCGUUCCCCGUUUGUGCUGCUGCGACGAGGCGGCGAGCGCUAGUUCGGCUGUUCAGAGCUGGUCAAUCGAGUGUCGAAAGUGUAGUCUGUCAGAAUUUUGACGGAGCUGUGACCCACGGAAAAGUGAGCUGCUCCAGCAGGCAUUCGGGAUGAUGUGACAGCUGCAAGUGCGGAAUUCUGAACUCGGUUCGCAUCGUGAUGGAGGCUGAGCGAAUUUUGCUGUCUACGGUCGAAGAUGCCGAGAAGCGAAGACAGCAGGAGCACGAACAUCUCCUUAAGGAGAUCGAAACUAGCGAUUCAACAUCCGUCGGUCAUGUUCUCAGAGCCAUCUACGAUGGGGACGAUCACGCGAAGUUUUUGGAGAAACUCCGGGCGCGUAUCGACGAGCAUUCGGGUGAUAUCCAGAAAAUGUGCAACUUCCAUUACCAAGGUUUCAUCGAUUCAAUCAACGAAUUGCUGCAAGUCAAAAGUCAAGCUGCCAAGCUCAAGAAAGAAGUCUCUGAGAUCCACCAAGAGCUUGGUCACAGCACGGAAACAGCCCUGGCUAAGGGUGAAGCUCUUGUCAAAGUACGGAGAACCCAAUGCAAUAUCAAGGCCGCGAUAGAGGCGCUGUCCGUUUGUCUACCCGUGCUAGACAUGUACUCGAAAUUGUCGGACCAGAUGAGCGAGAAACGCUACUACCCGGCUCUGAAAACCAUCGAACUCUUGGAGCACACUUAUCUGCCUCUGAUAAAGAAACACAAGUUCGCGAGCGCAAUGGAGCAGAAAUUACCUCGCUUCAGGAAACAUAUCGAAGAGGCCAGCAUGACGGAGCUCAAAGAUUUUCUCGAAAGUAUCCACGAGUAUUCGGCCCGCAUUGGACAGAGCGCCAUACAACAGGCGACCGAGCAAUAUCAUCGAGAAGUUGAUGGCCUUGUGAAUGGUUCCGUCAGCGGCGCAGUGAAGCUCAAAACGAAAUCCGAUCUUGACGACGGUCUCGGGAAAGGGGCUCAAGAUAUCGUUGACUUCAGUCCCGUGUACCGCUGCUACCAUAUAUUCACAGUUCUAGGAGUCGGAGAGAAAUUCCAGGAAUACUAUCAGAGCAGCCGCGCUGAACAGGCGAAAAUAGCUCUAACGCCUUCAGUGAAUACUUUAUCUUCGCUUGAUGGGUAUCGUCAGUACUUCAAUGAAGUCACAGGAUUCUUCGUUGUUGAGGAACACAUCGCACAUACUGCUGGAGGCCUCCUGUCUCAGAAUGAUUUGGCAGCCUCGUGGGCCGAAGCUGUAGAAAGAGUGAUAGGUGCCCUCCAGACCAGCACUGGGUAUUGUACAGAGGCGCCUAUGAUCCUCAAAAUCAAAACGCUCAUCACAAUCUUCGCGUACACUCUGAAAGGCUACGGCUACAAAGUAGAUCCUCUGAUGUCGCUUUUGAUGGAAGUCUACGAGCAUUACAAUGAAAUUCUCAUGAAAAUGUGCAAAGAUUCCUUCCGCCAACUUUUCGAAGAGGAUACGUAUCAUCCGAUGCAAGUCGAUACGGAAGAGGAAUACUGUCGGGUGCUGAGCAAGUUCCCGUUCAGGGAUGAGGUGCUAGAGAGAUCUCCCUUCCCGAGGAAGUUUCCGUUUUCCAGUUUCGUACCAGCUGUCUACACGCAUGUGAAAGAUUUCAUCGGCGAAUCUCUCAAGUUCCUUCAAGACCUCAAUCUAAGUCAAUCAGAAAUCGAAGACAAGGUUCGCAAGUCCACAAAUCUGCUACUCACCCGAACUCUGAGCGGAUCCCUGACUGCUCUCAUCAAGAAGCCUUCAUUGGGUCUCCUCCAGCUGAUUCAGAUCACGAUAAACACAAAUUAUCUCGAGGAUGCGUCAUUUUUCCUCGAAGACCACAUCCAGUCCAUCUUCAAGUCAUCAAGCAAUAAGCAUCAUGUAUCGAAGCUGCAAGGCAAAUCCACGUUCAAGGACUCGAGGAAAGACGCAGAGGACCAAAUCUAUGAGCAGAUAAAACGAAAAAUCGACGAGAGCAUCGAAUUGGCGAAUUACGAUUGGCAAGCAACGGAGGCCAAGGGAACCGCGUCGCCCUACAUGUUGGAUUUGAUAGCCUUCCUCAAUAAUGUCUUCCAAGCUUUCACAAACCUGCCGGUUCGAUACGAUGUCGCCGAAUUUAAGGACAAAGUGGCUCAGACGGCUUGUAUGACCGCUUGCCAACACCUUUCCAAGAGGCUAUUGGAUCUCCUACGAAACGAUGAAGUCAAAUCAAUAUCGACGGGGGCUAUCGAACAAUUUAAUCUCGAUCUUAUCCAAUGUGAGCAAUUCGCAAACUCGGAGCCCGUCCAAGGCUUGAAGGACCAAGACGCUCUGCCGCUGUUCUUCGUUGAGCUCCGGCAGCUGGUCGAACUCGUCAUGGACGAGGACUGGGCUACUUACGUUCAAGACUACGGCAAGAAUAACGUCAAGUACCUGCGAGUCAAUGCCAUGACUGCUCUAAUCAUCCUGGAAAAGGUGUGUGCAGCGGACAAGAAACGCAACACUUUGUUGAACUUCAACCAACGGCAGAAAGAACGGAAGCGUGUUCAAGAGUCAGCCAUGAAGCAACUGAGGAUGCUGACACAGACGAACGGGAUUUUCACGCAUAACAACAACGCCCUUUAGUUAGGCGUAGAUGUACCGAGAGGCAUUGCGUCUCCGCCGCGCAUAAGUUCUUGCGAAGACACAAUAAUGAGUAUCUGAUGCCAUAAGAAACUCCUUGAAGUAUCGCCGAGAGCAUUUACGUAGACUCUUCGAAGGAGCAACUCCUAGCGGGAACUGCUGGACAUGUGGAACGAUGUGUUUACUUCAAGUCUGUCUCGGUGGUACUUACAGCGACCGAAGCAGACAUAUGGAUAGACCGUACUCUUUCGUUCGUCAGCGAAAAUAUUGAGGUCACAAAGAGCUAGUUCUCAAGAUCAGCUAGGAGUAGCGCGACGUUUUUGCAUAACGUUUUCGUUCCGGGCCACUUUAUUGUAAAAAGUAAUAUUCUCUUGGCCCAAGUCCAGCAGGAGCAGCGGAGCAGAUGUAUGAUGACCGAUGGUGGAAAAAUAUACACAGAAUAUAUAUCUUUAU